CAUGUGGUGUUGAAAAAUGGACGCGCACAUGAUUCUGUGAGGUUUUGAAAAUGUUUUGCUUCAAAACUCGCGUUCGCUGAGCGUUAUAAGUUGACAAAACCGUGACAAAGUGUUAGUGAAAAUGACAGAAAUGCCUCCUUAUCUCACCGUCAAAGAUGAGGAGAAAAAUAGUGGACAAACUGAUAGUGAUUCCUCCGACAUAGAUGACUGGGAUAUGCCCCUGUGCUUCGAUAAACCGAGGCAUACGGAGCCUAUCAAGGGUGCAGAGCGUGUGGAGCACUCGUGGAGAGUAAAAGAGAAGUACAAGACCCACUGUGUGGCGCUGGUGCUGUGCCUCAAUGUGGGUGUGGACCCACCCGAUGUGGUGAAGACUCAGCCAUGUGCUCGCCUGGAAUGCUGGAUCGAUCCAAACUCGCUGUCACCGAGCAAGGCGCUGGAGAGUAUCGGGCACGCGCUGCAGGCGCAGUACGAGCGUUGGCAGCCGCGCGCACGGUACAAGCAGUCGCUCGACCCGACCAGCGACGAGGUGAAAAAGUUGUGCUGUUCACUAAGACGCAACGCUAAAGAUGAGCGCGUGUUGUUUCAUUACAACGGCCACGGCGUGCCCAAGCCCACGGCGCAGGGCGAGAUCUGGGUGUUCAACCGGGCAUACACGCAGUACAUCCCGCUGUCGAUGUACGACCUGCAGACGUGGAUGGGUGCGCCCUCGCUCUACGUGUACGACUGCUCCAGCGCCGGUAUCAUCGUGGAGAACUUCAAGACGUUCGCCGAGCAGCACGAGCGCGAGCAGCUGCAGGCGGGCGCCCCGACGGCGGGGCCGCCGGUGUCGUACCGCAACUGCAUCCAGCUGGCGGCGUGCGCGGCGGGGCAGGCGCUGCCCAUGCACCCCGAGCUGCCGGCGGACCUGUUCACGGCGUGCCUCACCACGCCCGUCAAGAUGGCCAUGAAGUGGUUCGUGCUGCGCCACCGCACGCGCGGCGCCCGGCCCGACCUGCACGACCUCAUCGACAAGAUCCCGGGCCAGGUGACGGACCGGCGCACGAUGCUGGGCGAGCUCAACUGGAUAUUCACGGCGAUCACGGACACCAUCGCGUGGAGCUCGCUGCCCGCCGAGCUGUUCCACCAGCUGUUCCGCGCCGACCUGCUGACGGCCAGCCUGUGCCGCAACUUCCUGCUGGCGGACCGCAUCAUGCGCUCGUACAACUGCACGCCGGUGUCGGCGCCGGCGCUGCCCUCGCUGGCCACGCACCCGCUGUGGGCCGCGUGGGAGCACACGCUGGACCUGGCGCUGGCGCAGCUGCCGCAGCUGCUGCAGCCGCGCCCGCCCGACUACCGCCACUCACCCUUCUUCCGCGACCAGCUCACCGCCUUCCAAGUCUGGCUCGACCUCGGUAAAUGGUCGCCGCUGCGAGCGCCGCCGCAGCAGCUGCCCAUGGUGCUGCAGGUGCUGCUGUCCACGCUGCACCGCGUGCGGGCGCUGCAGAUCCUGUGCCGCUUCCUGGCGCUGGGCGCCUGGGCCGUGCGCGCCGUUCUGCACGUGGGCAUCUUCCCCUACAUGCUGAAGCUGCUGCAGGCGUCGGCGCCCGACCUGCGCCCCACCAUGGUGUACAUCUGGGCCAAGAUCAUCGCCGUCGACCCGAGCUGCCAGGUGGACCUCGUGAACGCGAAGGGGCACAAGUACUUCCUGUCGGUGCUGCAGGACCCGGCGGUGGACAGCACGCACCGCACGCUGGCGGCGUACGUGCUGGCGGGCAUCGUGGACGGGUACGCGGCGGGGCAGGAGGCGGCGCUGCAGGGCUCCAUGAUCUCGGCGUGCCUGGAGCAGCUGGGCGAGCCGGCGCCGGCGCUGCGGCAGUGGGCCUGCAUCGCGCUGGGCCGCCUGUGGCGCGCCUACGACGCGGCCCGCUGGGCCGGCGUGCGCGACCUGGCGCACGAGAAGCUGUACCCGCUGCUGCUGCAGCCGCAGCCCGAGGUGCGCGCCGCCUGCGCCUUCGCGCUGGGCACCUUCGUGGCGGCGGGCGGCGCCGGGCCGCGGACGGACCACGCCUGCGCGCUGGAGCAGCAGGUGGGCGUGGCGCUGGCCGCGCGGGCGCCCAGGGACGCCUCGCCGCUGGUGCGGGCCGAGAUCCUGGCCGCGCUGCAGUGGCUGGUGCUCAUCUUCGAGCAGCACUUCAUCGCCGUGUACAUCCAGGAGAGGAUGCGCAGGAGCGACAGGCAGGGCGCGGGCGGCGGCGGCGUGGACCCGGGCCAGGACGCGCUGGAGCCCCGCGGGCCGGCCCGCGCCGCGGCGCCCGCGACGCAGCCGCUGGCCUUGCCGGCCAUCGGGUUCGGGUCCGUGUACAUGAAGCUGUGGCACGCGCUGGCCGCCAUGGCUCGCGAGCCGCACCCGCAGGUGGCGCAGAUGGCCGGCGACAUCAUCGCGCACGUCGCCAACCAGGUGGACAACGUGAGCCGCGAGGUGGAGCAGGCGGCGCUGGCGGGCAGCCCGGGCGGCGGGCGCGGCGGCUCGCUGCCGCCCUCGCCCAACACGCGGCCCGGAGCCCCGGCCUCCGCCCCCGCCGUGCCGCGGCGCCUGCGCACGCUCACGGCCGACGACGAGCCCGGCGCCCACGACCGCGACUCCGCCUCCUCCACCUCCGGUGAGUACCAGCGGCCGGGACCCGGCUCCACAGGUGAUUACAUACUUGACGUGGCUUCCGAACCACAGGGCGAUCGGAUUAUUUACAUUUCCCCGGCUGUACAGGUCGGGAGCAGAUGCUGUAGUUUUAGGCGGACGAGACUAUCGUGUUUCAAAGAAAGUAUUUUUUUGUGGCACGUGUCGUGUCCACCGAUAUCCGUGAGGGGUGCCCGUGGAGCGCGGAAAACCCCCCCUCAGCAGAGCGUGUCCGCAGGCCCGGCCAGCAAGAAGGCCAUCGUGAGUACGUCGUUCGUGGCGUGGUGCGCCGCGGCGGCGGCGCGGCCCGAGCCGGCGCCCGCGCCCGACGUGGAGGCGCGGCCCGAGCACGAGGCCCGCUGGAGGGCCGCGCGCAACCGGCGGCUGCGGGACCACGCCGCACGGCUCCGCGGCACCCGCGUGGCGCGGCUGGAGACGCAGGGCUUCCACUCGCGCUGCCCGCUGCCGCCCGCCGUCGUGCUGUUCCACCCCUACGACCAGCACCUCGCCGUCGCCAGCAAGGACAACUUCGGGAUCUGGGACUGGGGCACGGCGGCCAAGCUGUGCGUGGGGUCGUGGCGGCGGGCCUGGGGCCGCAUCACGGCGCUGGCCUACCUCAACGCGCACCAGCACGCGCUGCUGGCCGUGGCCAGCCACGCGGGGCAGCUGGCGCUGUACAGGCCGCUGGGCAGCAGCCUGGAGCCGGCGCUGGUGUCGGCGUGGCGGGCGCUGCCGGUGCGGGCCGCCGCCGACUACCGCCCGCCGCCGGCGCAGCCGCUCUACAGCCUGGCGCAGCUGGUGUCGGAGCAGUUCGCGGGCGGCGACGAGCGGCCCGCCGCGGGCCCCGACCCCGACCUCGCGGGCGGCGCGGGCGCGGGCGCGGGCUACGCGGCGGGCCCGCCCGGGGUGCUGCUGCGCUGGGCGGGCGCGCGCUGCUCGCUGGCGCUGGCGGGCCCGGCCGCCGUGCUGCGGCUGUGGGACGCGGCCGCCGAGCUGCUGGCGGCCGACGUGAGCACGGACACGGACGCGGCCGCCACGGCGCUGUGGCGGGGCGGCGCCGCGCCGGCGGGGCCCGACGCGUGGCUGUGCGCGGCCGGCUUCGCCGACGGCGCCGUGCGCGCCUGGGACGAGCGCGCGGCGGGCGCGGGCCCCGUGCUGGCGCUGCACGAGCACGCGGCGCCCGUGCUGAGCUGCGCGCGCCGCAGCGACGUGCACGUCAUGCUCACGGCCUGCGCCGCCGGCCAGCUGCGCCUCUACGACACGCGCAAGCUGGCGCCGGCGUCGCCGCUGCGGGCGCCGGGGCCGCUCGCCGCCGUCGACGUGCACCCGCUCGCUGACCUGCUGGCCUGCGGAUCGGUGAACCAAUGCAUCGGCAUCUACGACCUGAAGGGCUCCUCGCUGAACACCAUCCGAUUCCACGAGGGCUUCAUGGGCGCGCGCAUCGGCCCCGUCUCCUGCCUCGCCUUCCACCCGCUCAGGUGCGCGCUGGGCGUGGGGUCGAAGGACUCGACGGUGUCGGUGUACGUGUCGGAGGCGCGCCGGUGACCCUCGCUCUACAGCCUGGCGCUGCCCUUCCAGUGACCCCGCCGGCGCCAUGCUCCAUGAUUACACGACACACCACAAUAGAAGCCGCGAGCGCCGGUUGACAAUGAAUACUUGGUGCUACUGCGCCGGCGCUGCGCCGCGCACGCCUCCGCCUUGCGGCCGCGAUCAUAAUGCAAUCAUGUAUGGACAGUUUUGCUAAUCUAUACAACAUUCGGUCUUAUUGACUUGGUAAUGAAAUGGGUGAUGAUGAACUGUGUAUAGUAUACCUGAAUUUUACGUGUAUUUUAUAUAGAGUGGCCCGAGCCGCGGUCGCCGCGGACGCGAUACAAUGCAACUAAGCUAGCCAAAUACAUUAUACAUAUUAUAUAGUCACAAACAUAAUGCUUUAACUAUGUACGGUUAGUAAAUAAUAAGUCGGCAUUAAGUUACGCCAAUGGCAUCGUACCACUUGCAAAUUUUGCAAUAUUGUAGAUAAUUUAUUAUUAAACGUAAGUACCUACUUGUUUGUAUCAUGCAUGAAUAAUGCGAGCGAGUGGUAGUGUCGCGGCCGCCGCCGCAGUCGCCGGACAGACAGCCGCGCGUUAACCGUACAACGUUGAUUGUGAUGAUGGAACUUGUGUUGACUUGGUUCUCACUAACUUUCCCCGGUCUUCUUACUAUAAACAUAACAUCUAUAUAGCUGCACUAUUAGUUGUGUAUGGCUGUGAUAAUCAUUGGGGCAACUACAACAGUCUUUAUUUUUCAAAACUUAAUUUAUGCACUUUACUAUUAGUUUAUGCAAUAGUUAGUAAACAAAUAGUCCACUAAUAUUCAACAGUUAUAGCUGUGUUCUAAAGAUAAUGAAAUACAAUACCGUUAUAAUAGCGAGUGGAGGUGCGGCCCCGGGACCGUAUAGUGUUCAGUAGCACACGCGUCGACCAAGUGUUUACGAGGUGCUACGUACAACAUUACCGAGACUAUUAGGAUACAAGUGCCGCGAGCACGCGCCGAUAUGCGGCUUUUACGAUUCAUACCGUGUUAACAGAUUGUCACUAUUUUUUGAUUUUAUACUAAGAAUCGGUUCACAAUUUUGUGAUUAGUACGUUU
Messenger RNA from Pectinophora gossypiella (pink bollworm), 5284 nucleotides. It is a transcript of the gene raptor, whose product is annotated as regulatory-associated protein of mTOR. The record is from RefSeq and is a predicted model, not a curated record. Gene Ontology annotation, cellular component: TORC1 complex; cytoplasm. Gene Ontology annotation, biological process: cellular response to amino acid stimulus; positive regulation of cell growth; regulation of autophagy. Gene Ontology annotation, molecular function: protein-macromolecule adaptor activity; protein binding. NCBI's taxonomy places the organism in Eukaryota, Metazoa, Arthropoda, Insecta, Lepidoptera, Gelechiidae. The transcript has 21 exons. Bases 122 to 4198 code for a protein of 1358 amino acids.